AUGGCAGAAGAAAAGAAAGUGAUUGCAGAAUUACAGUGUAACACAAAAGGGUAUCCAUCCCUUUUAAUAACAGAAAAGAAAACUACUUUAGGGAGAUGUAACUCAGCAUGUGAAAUAUCAAAUGAUACAAUUAGUUAUACUCAUUGUUCUAUAAUAACGUCAAGUAUUGUCGAACUAGUAGGUAGACCAACACAAAGGAGAUAUUAUUUUGUUGAUACUUCAACAAAUGGAAGUUAUAUCAAUUAUGAAAAAGCACCAGCAAAAGAAGCAAUAGAAAUAAUGUGUUUUGAUGAAAUAUCCUUACUUAGACCAAAGAAAGAUGAAGGUGCUGUAUCUUAUUGUUUGAUUGAUAAAGAAAUUAUGAAACAAGAAAAUGAAAAGUGUCAUAUUUUUGAUUAUUAUAAAUUAUCAAAUUUAGUUGGAAGUGGUGGUACUGGGACUGUAAGAAAAGUCUAUAAAGGAAAAGAAGUAUAUGCAAUGAAAAUACUUCAUUAUAGUGAUUUGACUGACAAAAAGAAAUCUCAGAUUGAACGUGAGUGUGAAGUUAUGUCAAAAUUAAAUCAUCCUAAUAUUGUUAAAUAUUACCAAUCAUUUUCAGGGAUUUUUAAUAAAUAUAUUGUCAUGGAAUUUAUUGAUGGAUAUGAUCUUUUUCAUAUUGUAUUUACAAACAAUUUACUUAAAGAAGAAUUUAUUAAGAAAAUAAUGUUUGAAAUUUUAACAGCACUAUUAUACCUCCAUUCAAUAGGUAUUAUUCAUCGUGACCUUAAACCUGAAAAUAUAAUGAUACAAAAAGAAAGUUAUCAAGUGAAAUUAACUGACUUUGGAUUUGGAAGAACUGUUGACGAAACACAUAGAGCAGAUACUAUGUGUGGUACUGAUGUAUAUGCUGCUCCAGAAAUUUAUCGUGGACUUGUUUAUGAUGGGUGUAAAGCAGAUGUAUGGAGUGCUGGUGUAGUAUUUUUUGUUAUGGCUACAAAAGAAUAUCCUUUUAUGCACAAGUCUGAUAACAACCCUGAUAAAAUGAUGGUUUCUCAUAUCGUUAAAGGAGAAAGAUAUCAUUAUGAUGAAUUUGAACAACGGUCAGACCUCUUUAAAGACCUUAUCAAUAAUAUGUUAAACGUAGAUCCUCAAAAACGUUUUACUGUCAAACAAUGUCUCAGUCAUGAAUUUUUCUCAAGAAAAAGAGAUAAGACUAAAAAUAAAUUAUCGACAGAACCAAAAAAGUCUCUUCAGGCUUAA
Entamoeba nuttalli P19 is the source of this 1239-nucleotide messenger RNA. RefSeq names its product protein kinase domain containing protein. Bases 1 to 1239 code for a protein of 412 amino acids. The transcript has a single exon. Gene Ontology annotation, cellular component: cytoplasm; nucleus. The record is from RefSeq and is a predicted model, not a curated record. NCBI's taxonomy places the organism in Eukaryota, Evosea, Mastigamoebida, Endamoebidae. Gene Ontology annotation, biological process: mitotic DNA damage checkpoint signaling; protein phosphorylation. Gene Ontology annotation, molecular function: ATP binding; protein serine/threonine kinase activity; protein binding.